CCGUGAGGCCAUCUUUUGCCACGGCGGCGAGUUUACAUAUCAGGCAUUGGGAGCCAUGAACCAGCUCGACUGCGUUAUCAACGAGACGAUGCGGCUUUACCCUCCGAUGAACUUCCUGGACCGCAAGACGACGCAGCCCUUCCGGAUCCCGGGCACAGACAUAGUGCUUCCCAAGGACACGGGCAUCGUCGUCUCCGUGCUGGGCCUGCACCACGACCCCCGGUACUGGGAGCACCCAGAGCGCUUCUUGCCCGGGAGGUUCAGCGGCGAGGGCGGCAAGGCGAGACCCAGCCACACCUUCCUGCCCUUCGGGGACGGCCCGAGGCAGUGCCCCGGACUGAGAAUAGCACAAACGCAAAUGAAGAUCGCCCUGGCGAACGUCUUGAUAAACUUCCGUGUGAGCGUCACUGAGAAGACUCCAGUACCUCAGGCUGCAAACCGUCGGAAGCUGAUAAGGAAGUCAGAGGGGUCGUUUGAGCUGGCCUUCGAGAAGAUUUCCUAACGAGAGCGAC
This is a messenger RNA of Schistocerca cancellata (South American locust), 512 nucleotides long. RefSeq names its product cytochrome P450 6k1-like. The record is from RefSeq and is a predicted model, not a curated record. NCBI's taxonomy places the organism in Eukaryota, Metazoa, Arthropoda, Insecta, Orthoptera, Acrididae. The transcript has 3 exons. The coding region runs from base 56 to 502 and encodes 148 amino acids. Gene Ontology annotation, molecular function: monooxygenase activity; oxidoreductase activity, acting on paired donors, with incorporation or reduction of molecular oxygen; heme binding.